This is a messenger RNA of Monascus purpureus, 720 nucleotides long. Lineage: Eukaryota; Fungi; Ascomycota; Eurotiomycetes; Eurotiales; Aspergillaceae. The record is from the annotation of a GenBank genome assembly.
AUGUUAAUAUCAACGUCGAUAUCCGUCCAACCCCCUCCGGGCCCUGUAACGCUCAGCCUCUCGACGCCCGCAAACAGACACGCAACUCCCAACCCGCCCGUCUUCAACGAUGCCAUGCUCAUCCGCCAGAAAGUCUUCAUCGACGAACAGGGCUGUUCGCCAGAGACCGAGAUAGACGAGGAUGACCCGCGAAGUUGGCAAUGGGUGUUAUACACAGAAACAUCAACAGGAACGGGGACAGAACGAAGUCCCGUAGGAGUAAUCCGACUGGUCCCACCCCCUCACGAGCCGCACGAAGCACUCUUAGCGAGCUGCAAUUGCGAUUCAAAUGCUGAAGAAUCCCACAAAAACCACGCGAAAUAUGACCUCUAUCACGAACCGUACAUCAAAAUCACACGUGUAGCCAUCUUGCGCGAAUACCGUGGGAAGGGGCUCGUUCGGCCACUGCUUGGCGCGGCACUCGAUUGGGCACGUCAGAACGCGAAGGAGAUCGAUGCUGCGCAUGCGCGGGUUGUGAAGACGUAUGCUGGUCAAGAUAAGGAGAGGGCAUUGACUGCAUCGAAAUGGAAGGGUCUGGUCCUCGUUCACGCACAGGUGAAUGUAGAAAAAAUGUAUGAGCGGUUAGGAUUCGAGACGGAUACGAGUAUGGGGAGGUGGAUGGAGGAGGGGAUAGAGCAUGUUGGGAUGUGGAGGAGGGUGGACGUAGAGAUUAGAACAUAG